Messenger RNA from Pangasianodon hypophthalmus (striped catfish), 2216 nucleotides. Its product is annotated as E3 ubiquitin/ISG15 ligase TRIM25. The record is from RefSeq and is a predicted model, not a curated record. Lineage: Eukaryota; Metazoa; Chordata; Actinopteri; Siluriformes; Pangasiidae. The coding region runs from base 206 to 1402 and encodes 398 amino acids. Gene Ontology annotation, molecular function: zinc ion binding. The transcript is spliced from 7 exons.
CUGAUCCGCUGCUGUUCUGUCUGAGUGCAGCUUUAUUUCCGCCUGUGUGCUUACAGAUCUGCUGACGCUAUACAGAUCUCUGUUCAGGAGUUUUUAUUUUUCUAAACAACUGUGUUUUAUUUUUUUCUUGUCAGUAAAAAUCAGGUGACUUUCAGACACACGAGUUUGCUGUAAGUGACUGUGUGAGAGUUUGUUUUUCAGUAAAAUGGCGGAAGCGAAUAUUUUAGGACUUCAGGAUCGUUUCAGCUGUUCAAUCUGUCUGGAUCUACUCAAGGAUCCUGUAGCUCUUUCAUGUGGACACAGUUUCUGUAUGGUGUGUAUUAAUGGCUGCUGGGAUCAGGAGGAUCAGAAGGGAGUCUAUAGCUGUCCACAGUGUAGACAAACCUUCACUCCAAGACCUGUUGUGAGUAAAAACACCAUGCUGGCUGAAGUAGUGGAGAUGCUGAAGAAGACAGGACUCCAAGCUACACGUCCUGCUCAAAGUUCAGCUGGAUCUGAAGAUGUGGAGUGUGAUUUCUGCACUGGGAGAAAAUCCAAAGCCAUCAAGUCCUGUCUGGUGUGUCUGGCCUCUUUCUGUGAAACUCACCUCCAGCCUCACUAUGAAUCUCCUGCCUUUAAGAAGCACAAGCUGGUCGAAGCCUCCAGACGACUCCAGGAGCAGAUCUGCUCUCAGCAUGACAAACUGCUGGAGGUUUACUGUCGCACUGACCAGCAGUGUAUCUGCAUGUUGUGUACCAUGGAUGAACAUAAAGGACAUGAUACAGUAUCAGCUGCAGCAGGAAGAGCUGAGACACAGAGUCAGUUGUUGGAAAUGCAGGAAAAAUCCAAGCAGAGAAUCCAGGGGAGAGAGAAGGAGCUUCAGGAACUGAGGGAUGCUGUGGAGACUCUCAAGUGCUCUGCACAAACAGCAGUGCAGGAAAGUGAGAGGAUCUUUACUGAACUGAUCAAAUCCAUUGAGAUAAAACGCUCUGAAAUGACAGACCUGAUCAGAGCUCAGGAGGAAGCUGCAGUGAGUCGAGCUGAAGAAUUUAUGAAGCAACUGGAGCAGGAGAUUGCAGACCUGCAGAAGAGAGACGUUGAGAUGGAGGAGCUUUCACACACAGAAGAUCCCAUCCAUUUCCUCCAGAGUUUUCAGUCUGUCUCGACCCCAACUGGACCUACAGACUUGCCCACCAUCACAUUAAGUUCUCUGCUAACUUUUGAGGAUGUAAUAAAGUCUGUGUCUCAGCUGAGAGAGAAACUAGAAGAUUGCUGUAAAGAUGAGUUUGAGAAGAUAUCAAGUGGAGUGAGGGAUGUCCAGAUCAUUCCACCUCCUGUUGCCUUUUCUGUUCCUGUUACCUUUCCUGUUCCCAUUCCUAAACCCCAAAGCAGACGAAGACGGAGGACACAUUAUUUUUAUUAAAAUGAAGACUGUCAUCUAUAACUUGGCAGAAGUGAGAAACCUGCAGAUCAAUAACUAGUGACACUCUGUGACAACUCACACUUUACAGCACUCCUCAGUCUACAGUCUCUCUUUCUUUUUGUCAUUUAAUCACAAUUUCUCUUCUUACAUGUGCAUAUUGUGGAAAAAUCUGUAAUCUUUAUAGGAAUGAAUAAGAAUUUAAGGAUGUUUAUCUUGGAUUUGUUGAUAUAUAUUGAUAAAAUGUAUACUUACAACAAAUGUAUAACUGCUUUGGUUUUGGUCACUCUUACACAAAAUAUAUUAAUGUUGUUCUAGUAGUUCAGUGUAUAACGUUUUUUCAAACAACAAUUAAAGAACUCUGUAUUGGUGGUGAUUAAACUUUAUCAUUUUCAUAUUAGAAAAAGUCUUACAGUGGAUCAGAGAUGUUUCCUUAAAGCAAAUGUAAAAUGGAAUUUGACGUGUGCUUUGCUUUCUGAAGACUAUUCUUCACCUAUAUAUUUUUCUCCCCAAAAAUUUAAAAGAUGUUCUUGUAAUAACCGACCUGAAAAUUUUAAAGCAGUUGUUUCACCAAAGUGUACUUUGUGUUAUUCUGACCCAGAAGCUUUUAUUAAUGUAUUUUUCCAAGAUUAAAAAGUUUUUUUGCUUAUAGCUUCAAAUUUUCUUAGCUUUAUUCAUUGAGAUGAUAUAAAUAGUUUUGUUUGUAUUGUGAUGCAGUUUCAUCUGUAAUCAGCAGUGCUGUGCAAUUAUUUUAUAUUGAGUCAAAUGUUCUAUGAAGCUACUAAAAAUAUACAAUAAAAACAACUGUGCUCUGCUA